Nilaparvata lugens (brown planthopper) is the source of this 2797-nucleotide messenger RNA. RefSeq names its product glucose dehydrogenase [FAD, quinone]-like. Gene Ontology annotation, molecular function: oxidoreductase activity, acting on CH-OH group of donors; flavin adenine dinucleotide binding. NCBI's taxonomy places the organism in Eukaryota, Metazoa, Arthropoda, Insecta, Hemiptera, Delphacidae. The coding region runs from base 253 to 2463 and encodes 736 amino acids. The transcript is spliced from 9 exons. The record is from RefSeq and is a predicted model, not a curated record.
UCAGUUGUCCGCGCUAUUCUAUUCGGUUAACUGCAAAUCGAUUUCUGCCGUCAUCUAGUCAAGUCAGUGUAAUUGAUAUCAGUUUUACCACUAGUUCGUUGGGACAUAGACUAUUUCUCAGGAUAAUAAGAGAUGAAAUCAAUACAAUGUGAAUGGAACGCCUGAUAUCACCUUCGCUGACCACUAUGACGAUUCGAUAAAGCUAGAUACCGUAGAUCUCAAUCUGUUAUCACUGAAAAAAUGAGCUAAGAAAUGGUGACAAGGCAGCUGCUACCGUUACAACGGGUCCCCGUCCCAGCCGCUUCCAACUUGAUUUACAUCGAUAAAUCACAAUCAACCGCCAUGAUGAACACAUUUAUACCUCAAGAUUUGAGCGGGUACUGCAAGACCCAUAAAAAGGCUACCAGCUGCAUGUCACCAGCAAUGAUGUUUCUGCAAUUGUUGGUGCAUUUGUUUGGUACCGCUCGAGAGACAGAAGACGGUAAGGGGGGGUUUGAUUACUACGACCCCACCCCCCACCAUCAACCUCAAAGCCAUAAUCAUUUUCCUCAUUACUUCAACAAUUUCUUCGAUGACAGCUGGCAUGAUGAUCAUCAACAUCUGCAGGUGCAACCGCCAUAUCAAUUGCAUUUUGGGCAGUUUUUUGAUCACAAUUUCGCCGGCCCGUUUUUGGCCGAGGAAGAUGCCAGAGACUUUUCGUGGAACUUUAAUUUGGGUGAACUGCGUGUGAAUGAGCCACCCGCUUAUGACUUUAUAGUGGUUGGUGCCGGCUCUUCAGGCUGUGUCGUCGCUAAUCGCUUGUCCGAGGUCAAGGAUUGGCAGGUGCUUCUAUUGGAGGCGGGCAUUGAAGAGCCAGAAAUCGCAGAUAUUCCUGCCGCUGCGCCACUACUUCAAAGAAGCAACAUUGAUUGGGGCUACACGACCCAGCCUGAGAAGCACAGCUGUCGGUCGCGGCCCAUGGGGGGGUGUGGUUGGGCCCGAGGCAAAGUCAUGGGGGGAUCAUCCACCAUCAACUACAUGAUUUACACCAGGGGAAACCCCAGGGACUAUGACGAGUGGGCUGAGAUGGGCAACAAAGGUUGGGACUAUGAGAGUGUACUAUAUUACUUCAAGAAGUCAGAGGACAACGAAGACAAGGAAAUACUUCAUCAUAACAAGAAAUACCACGGAAAAGGAGGUUAUCAAACGGUGGAAUGGUUCCCAUACGUUGAUCCCACGGCCCCCUGGUUGAUAAAGGCUUGGCGAGAAUUGGGAUAUGAAGAGCAUGACCUUAACAAUGGAGAAGAUCAGCUUGGAGUAAUGCAUCUUCAAAGCACCUCAAGGCAUGGAGAAAGACUAAGCACAAACGGUGCUUUCAUACGACCGAUCAGGAAGAAGAGAAAGAACCUCACAGUUAUGACUGAAGCACAUGUCACAAGAGUUAUCAUAGACCCUAUCAAGAAAAAGGCUACAGGAGUGGAAUAUGUGAAAGAUGGCAUCACAACUGUCAUAAAUGCCAGGAAAGAAGUUAUUCUGUGUGCCGGGGCACUCAAUUCCCCCAAGAUCCUUAUGCUGUCAGGGGUAGGUCCCCGGGACCACCUACGUUACCACCAUAUACCCGUCAUAAAGGAUUUAGCGGUUGGGAGGAACCUUCAAGACCAUGUAACAACUGAUGGUGUUGUUAUAGCAGUUAAUAAGACAGCCACCACGAAACCCUACAAAAAAAUGGUUCAAGAUGUAUUCCUCUAUAAAGAGAAAAGAAAAGGUCCACUUGCUUCAACAGGGCCUUUGCAGUGUGGAGUCUUUGCGCAAACUUGGUUGGAAAAAUCAUUUGAAUUACCUGAUAUUCAAUAUGCUUUCGACGCCUCUUCAGUUCACGACUUUCUGUAUGAUCCAGAGAACUUCACAUCGCAGAGCAAUCAGCUGCUGGCUUAUUACGAUGCCUUCAAUAUAAGACCGAUUGUGUUGAAGCCAAAAAGCAGAGGCUACCUACUGCUAAAUAACACCGACCCGCUAUGGGGUCAACCGCUCAUCUAUCCUCGAUAUUUCUCUAAUAUCUACGACCUUAAAGUACUUGUAGCUGGCAUUCAACUAGCGCUGUUUAUCCUACAUACUAGCGCCAUGGAGCAUAUCGGUGCCAGGAUAGUGGACUGGCCCGUGCCAGCUUGCAAGCACCUAGAAUUCGGCACAGACGCCUACUGGGCAUGUGUAGUGAUGGAAUACACAGCCACCAUCUACCACCCUGUGGGCACCUGCAAGAUGGGACCUUACGAUGAUCCCGAGUCAGUGGUUGAUGACAGACUCAGGGUUCACGGUGUUUCUAGGCUAAGAGUUGUAGACGCUUCUAUAAUGCCAACUAUAGUUCGUGGUAACACCAAUGCCCCGUGUAUUAUGAUUGGGGAAAAGGCGUCUGAUAUGAUAAAGGAGGACUGGCAUAUCAAGACCCAUGGACCGCAUAAGCAUCAUUAUGAUUAUGAUUCAUAGUGAACGUAGUGAAACAAGGUCAACUACAAUUGCAAUUUCGGACACAUCAAAUCAUUUACCAUUCUCAUAGCAAUUAUGAUGGGACAUGUGGUUGUGAACUACAAGAAUAAGGAGGAAAAUUGAUUCAUUUGUUUGUAGUGUGAUUUAUAUAGUUCAUGAAAUCCUCCUCUAUAGCCUACUGUAUAUCAAAAUUCAUUACAUGCAGAAUCAUAUCACUAUGUUAUAAAGAAUAACAUUACUUUGAUCUUGAUCAGGCUUUUACAGUCUUUCAAAAUAAGACUUGGGAGAGAAUAGCAUGUAAAUAAGGUCUAAUAGCAUAAGGUGAAUAGCAUGU